Symbiodinium sp. CCMP2456 is the source of this 1227-nucleotide messenger RNA. The record is from the annotation of a GenBank genome assembly. NCBI's taxonomy places the organism in Eukaryota, Dinophyceae, Suessiales, Symbiodiniaceae.
AUGUCUGCUCCUGCCCCGCCAGUGCCGCCACCUGCUCCGGUGACGACCCGCGUCAGCUGGACUGACAUGCUAACCUCCGGUGACCCGGCCCUGUUGAACCAGGCGCUUACGGUCAUCCUCACACUGGCAGUGGUUGCGCUGAUCCGAGAGAUCCACGCCUGGACAAAGAUGGCAAUUAAUGUGGGUGCCAAAGGAACGACACCUGCUCCCGGGACAACGCCACCAGCCGCCAAAGCCCCGGCUGCAGGAGCUUCAGCCUCGACACCAACGACGACGCCUGCCACACCUGCCGCGCUUGCAGCAACCAAGCCCAAGCCGGUGGAUGUGGAGAAGCCCUCGCCAGAGUCGCUCAUGGCAGCUGUCCAGGCGUGUCAGAAGGACAUCAAGAUCCUGCUCACACAGGGCGCCAAAACCUGGGCAGGCACAGAUGAGCUGACCGGUCAAGCGCCCCAGCACGCCUUGGCGCUCAAAGGGGUCAAAGAACAGGUGACGGACAUGAGCGGCUCCCUCAAGUCGCUGGCGGAAGCUCAGGCCGAGAUGAAGUCCAUGGGCCAGAGGCUCACAGGCAUCGAAGGUAUCCUGGGCAUUCUCGCCCCCAAGAUCUCCACGAUGAGUGGCAACCUGGAACUCGUGCGACAAGCCACCGACAGCCACUGGAAGGAUGUGGUCAAAAGUCUCGGAGCCCUCGCCAAUGCAAUCAAGGCCAACCACUCCCACUGGGAAGCGGUCACCGAGAAGAACCACACGCACAUUGUCGACGGGGUGAAAGAGGUCAUCAAGAAGGUGACCACCUGUGACUACAAAAGCUUCAAAGGGAUGACGAAGCAGAUUGAACAGCUGGGACAGGAGCUCGUCGCUUCGAUCGGUUACCUGCAGACGGACUCCACUGCGAUCAAGGAUAACCUCUACAACCUGGCGGUGGCUCUUGCAAGCACCAGCGAACAGGUGCAAACAGUGCGGGAGUACUGCGAGAGACCGCCGGUGCCCCUGAUGCAGGCGCAUGAUCGGGGACCGCCACCUCCCACCUAUGAGGCCCCUACGGUCAUCUCGCAUAUGGGACCGGGAGACCGACGCCAGCUGCAUCUACAAACAGCCAUCCCUGUACAUGCUGUUCCGGGCCACUCGCAUGACAGCGCAGGGCCGUCACAGGCGCAAUCGACGGCGCAGCCGUCCGUGCACAUAGAUUUAGGGGAAGGACGCAAAGUCAACAUCCCCCUGUUCAGAUAA